GCGGCGCUGGUCGGGUGCUGGUGUCAGCUGAUUGUGCGAGGUGUUGUAAGCUGGCUGCGCAGGCUGCGUACAUUCUUGUUCCAACCAGUCGCAUGUCAACAGGUCCUGGGAUUCUGCCUAGCUAUCUGGGUCUAUGCUGGUGUAAUUGCUUUCAUUUAGCCAUCUUCAGGUCUUGCAUUCUACCGUCGGACUGAGCUUUUGGGGCGGUGUCUCGCCCAAGAACGGCCUAAUCGUGGAUCGACAUCAUCCCCUCUGUGGAGUUAGCUUGGAGGGGAAGAUCUUGGCGAUUCCUGCUGGAAGAGGAUCAUGCACCGGCAGCCAAGUGAUCUUGGAGCUUCUGCUGAAUGGAGCGUCACCGGCUGCCAUCGUCCUAUGCCAGCCAGAUGAAAUCAUCGCCCUGGGUGCCAUCGUUGCAGAGGAACUCUUUGAUCGUAAGCUCCCCGUGCUUUGCUUGGAGGAAGAUGCCUUUCACAGUCUGAGCACCUGGCGCACUGCCUCGAUCAACGGGAGCAUGCUUUGGAGAUCUGGAAAUGAAAGCGUGGACACAAGAGAGGAGGAAGAGGAACAGAUUGAGCUGAGCACCACAGACCAGCAGAUGCUCAGUGGUUCAGAGGGUCUUGCGCGCCAAAAGGCGCUAUCGAUCGUCACGCGCAUGGCUCGGCUGCAACGUGCAACUUCUCUCGUAGAUGUGACUCAGGCCCACAUCGACGGUUGUACAUACAUUGGUCCUGCAAGUCUGCAAUUUGCCCAAAAGCUCUUGGAGUGGGGUGCCACUGUGCGCGUGCCCACCACACUGAAUGCCAUCUCAGUGGAUUUGGCCCGACUUCACGAAGUCUCGGAGGAGUUGGGUAGGCCUGCAGCAUCUUUAGCGGAGGCCUACUUGAAAAUGGGAGCCAAGGCCAGUUUCACUUGUGCUCCAUACUUGCUGGAGACUGCACCAAAGAAGGGGGAACAGGUUGGCUGGGGAGAGUCCAAUGCAGUGGUCUUCGCCAACAGUGUUUUGGGAGCACGUACGCAAAAGUAUGCAGACUUCUUGGAUGCUUGUGUGGCCAUCACUGGGAGAGCACCCUUGGCAGGAUGCCAUGUGGACCGGAGUGCCGGGGUUGUACUCCAUGUGAAGAUGGAUCUGAGCAAAGUAGACGAUGCUUUCUACCCGACCCUAGGGUACCUGUGCGGCCUCAAAGCUCCGCGCUUGAUCCCAGCGGUUGUAGGGCUGGAAAGCUUGAGCCCCACCAGAGAUGAUCUCAAGGCUUUCAGUGCCGCAUUUGGUACCAGCUCCUCUGCGGCCAUGUUCCAUUUGGUUGGUCUCACUCCCGAGGCUCCAGAUUUGCAAAGUGUUCUUGACGAUGAUGUUCAGGUAAUCAACCUGGAGAAGGAGGACUUCUUGGAGGUUUGGAAAGAUCUAGAUGCUGACAGCCCUUGCGAUGUGGAUUUGGUCUCCUUGGGCAAUCCUCAUUUCUCCUUAGAGGAACAUCAACGCAUGGCUGAGUUGUGCCGUGGUCGCCAGAAGCACCCAGACGUUCAGGUGGUAGUGACCUCCGGGCCUCAGGUCUUGGAGAAGUCUCGACGUCUUGGCUUUGGCACCGAGCUGGAGGCCUUUGGUGCUCAGCUGGUGAGCGACACCUGCUGGUGUAUGCUGGGUGAGGUUGUGCCUGCUCCAAGCUCUAUCUUACCGCCCCAGAGUCGAACGUUGAUCACCAACUCGGCGAAGUAUGCACAUUAUGCACCAGGCACCACCAGCUUCAGUGAUCAAACAUCAGAGUGCAUUUCGUUGCGUUCCUCCAUGCCGUUGAUGACAACCUGUCACUUCGAUGUAUUUCGACUCAACAUUCCAAUGCCACACUGGUUCUGAUCUCCCUUGAGGUGGGGCCCACAUGGUGGGGGUGUGGCCAUGUUCCCUCCAGGGCUUGCAAGCACGGGGAUCUUCUACCUUGGCCACUGGACACAAAGCUUUGUCCAGAAUGGCUGUGAGAAUGCUACGGCACAUGGG
Molecule: messenger RNA, 1990 nt
Organism: Durusdinium trenchii
Lineage: Eukaryota; Dinophyceae; Suessiales; Symbiodiniaceae
Source: the annotation of a GenBank genome assembly